This is a messenger RNA of Paramecium tetraurelia, 1239 nucleotides long. RefSeq lists its product as uncharacterized. Gene Ontology annotation, molecular function: protein binding. The transcript has 4 exons. NCBI's taxonomy places the organism in Eukaryota, Ciliophora, Oligohymenophorea, Peniculida, Parameciidae. The record is from RefSeq and is a predicted model, not a curated record.
AUGGGUUAAGCAAAUUGUGCAUGUGUAAAAACAGUUAGUUUUGAUCAUAACCAAAUUGAAAGUGAUAAAAGAUUGAGAGUGAGUCGGAAGGAAAACCAGAUUGAAGAUGAAGAAAUUAAACUAUUGAAAAGCAUAAUAAAAAUAUAAGCACUCCUGAGAGGCUGGAUUGUUAGAAAAAAGUAUCACUAUGUAUAAGUGUAACUGUACAAUACUAAAGUUAAUAACAUUUUGAAGUAGUUCUCAUUAACACACUUGUCAAAAUUCAGCAAAAUGCCCCCAUUUCCAUUUUCUGAGUAUCGCUAUUAAGAUACAGAAAGUGACUCUUAUGACAAUAGAUUCUUUAGAAAUGCAGUUUUGUUAGAGAAUGGUGCAAUUUACAUAGGAGAAUGGUCAGGAGACAAGAAAUUUGGAAAAGGAAUACAAAUAUGGAAAGAUGGUUCAAUAUAUGAAGGAUUCUGGAUAAGAGAUAUGGCAAAUGGUAAAGGGAGAUUGUAUCAUGCGAACGGAGACAUAUAUGAUGGAGAUUGGGAAGAUCAUAAAUCAAAAGGAUAAGGAGUAUAUAUCCACUCAGAUGGGGCUAGAUAUGAAGGUAGCUGGAAUAAUGAUUUAUAAAAUGGACAAGGCGUAGAAAUAUGGCCAGAUGGAGCCAAACAUGAAGGUGAAUACAGCAAUGGAGUCAAGCAUGGAAAAGGCAGAUUUGUUUGGGCAGAUAAAGCAUCUUAUUGUGGCUAGUUCUUAAACAAUCAAAUAAAUGGAGUGGGUAGAUAUGUAUGGCCAGAUGGCAGAAAGUAUUGUGGAGAAUGGUUGAACAACAAAAUGCAUGGAACUGGUCUGUUCUCAUGGAGUGAUGGUAGAGUUUACAUAGGGGAAUAUCAAGAUGAUAAAAAACAUGGUCAAGGAGUAUUCGAAUGGUAUAGUUGUUACCUUAAUUGUAGGCCUGAUGGUAGAAAAUAUGUGGGGUAUUGGUUAGAAGGAAAGUAACAUGGUAGAGGACUCUUCAUUGCUGGAGCCUAAAGGAAACAAGGAGAAUGGAAGGGUGGUAACAGAGAAAGAUGGAUUAUCUUUGAGUCAGAUACUGAUUUGGAUUCUAUUGAAAAGAAAAUGAAUUAACUCAAGAUCUACUAUUCAUCUAUUGACGAUUCUCAACUUUUGGAUAAAUCAAAAAAACCAUUGCCAUUACCUAAUAGUUCACUUACCAAAGGGGAAAAAUUCAAGCCUUUAUAAAAUCAUAACUUUUGA